Messenger RNA from Diaporthe amygdali, 1461 nucleotides. RefSeq lists its product as uncharacterized. The record is from RefSeq and is a predicted model, not a curated record. Gene Ontology annotation, cellular component: membrane. Gene Ontology annotation, molecular function: transmembrane transporter activity. Gene Ontology annotation, biological process: transmembrane transport. The transcript is spliced from 4 exons. The coding region runs from base 1 to 1461 and encodes 486 amino acids. NCBI's taxonomy places the organism in Eukaryota, Fungi, Ascomycota, Sordariomycetes, Diaporthales, Diaporthaceae.
AUGGACAGCAAGAGCAAGAGCAUAUCGGAAGAAUUUGUCACUGAUAAGCAGUCCCCAACACGUCACUUUCUGGAGGAUACUGAAGCGCAAAGUGAAAUCUCGGUGGAUUAUGCGGGAGCCUCAAGAAAAACGGACCCGGCGGAGAUCGCCCUGGUCAGGAAGCUUGACACAUGCAUGAUGCCCUUUCUGUGGAUACUAUGCUUCAUGAAUAUCUUCAACCGACAGGCUAUCUCUGUAGCUCGACUGGACAGCCUUGAAGAAGAUCUGGGGAUCAAUGACACACAAUUCAGCACCGCAGUUUCGGUCCACUAUGCUUCUUACAUCUUGGGCCAGAUUCCUUCAAACCUACUUCUUACGCGGGUUCGACCGGCGUGGUAUAUCUGCGGUGCUAUGGCUAUGACCAGCAUCGCCACUAUGCUCAAUGUUUUUGUGGUGAACAAUACCGGCCUGAUACUACAGCGGUUCUUUCUGGGCAUCAUAUCAGCCCCGUACUACCCAGGGGCGAUGUACAUGGUCAGCUUGUUCUACAAGCGAAAAGAGAUAGCAACUCGGAUCAGCAUCCUGUUUAGUGCGAACAUCCUCGCUACGGCUUUCCAAGGCCUCAUCGCAGCGCCAAUCUACAGCGAGCUGGGCGGCGUCCGAGGCCUCUCAGGUUGGCGAUGGAUGUACCUGAUCAUGGGAUCCUUCAGCCUCUUCUUCAGCAUAACAGGCCUCUUCUUCUUCCCCAACAAGCCCACGACGACCUGGUGGCUGACGCCGGCCCAGAAGCAGCUGGCGGCAGACCGCAUCGCGGCGGACACGGUCGAGAGGAAGGAGGACGUGAACCUGCUCAAGGGCCUGCGCGAGUGCCUAAAGGACCGGUGUGUGUGGGUGUUCAUGGUGUCUCAGCACCUUCAGACCGCUACCAGCAGCUUCCGCAUCUUCCUCCCGACGCUGAUUGAUACUCUCGGCUUCUCACGGACCGUCACGCUGGUCCUCACUUGCCCGCCGUAUAUCCUUGCUGGCAUAUCUUCUGUCCUGGCGGGGCUAUCGUCUGGCAGGUUCAAUGAGCGGACGUGGCAUAUCACUAUCAUCAAGUUUGUAUCCAUCAUAGGUUUCGUUUUGGCUUGCGCCACCAUGGACACCGGGGCGAGGUAUUUCGCCGCCUUCGUGUUUGUGGCCGCGACGUAUCCCGUCAGCCCGCUGAAUCUGUCCUGGGUUGGCAUUACCUGCGGGCAGACGAGUGAGAAGAGAGCUGCGUCUCUAGCGGCUGUCAACACGUUGUCGAGUGUCAGCCUGAUCUGGACACCGUACCUAUGGCCCGACUCCGCAGCUCCUCGCUAUGUCCUGCCCAUGGCUGCAAGUGCCGGCAUGUGCUUUGCCACUGUUGCUUUGAGCUGGUAUAUGAGAUGGGACCUGAUGAGGGAGAACAAGAGGAUACGGCGCGAUGAUAAUGCCGCCCAGAUAUUUUAUGCCUACUGA